Sporisorium graminicola is the source of this 900-nucleotide messenger RNA. RefSeq lists its product as uncharacterized. Gene Ontology annotation, biological process: GPI anchor biosynthetic process. Gene Ontology annotation, cellular component: endoplasmic reticulum. The record is from RefSeq and is a predicted model, not a curated record. Gene Ontology annotation, molecular function: N-acetylglucosaminylphosphatidylinositol deacetylase activity. The transcript has a single exon. NCBI's taxonomy places the organism in Eukaryota, Fungi, Basidiomycota, Ustilaginomycetes, Ustilaginales, Ustilaginaceae. Bases 1 to 900 code for a protein of 299 amino acids.
AUGACGGACCAACUCCUAGGUCCGCUGCGAAUGGCGCGCAUGGCCAUUCCGCGCCCGACCUUCUUGCUCGUCGUCUUUGUUGGCUCGAUCCUCGUCCAAUUUCUGAUCGCAGGUGUGCGCAUCCAGCAUCCAGACAAAGACGCAGCCAUCAGCGGAUCGAUACGCGCUUUGCCCUCGUCCGCGCUGCUCGUCACGGCGCAUCCAGACGAUGAAGCCAUGUUCUUUGCCCCGGCUGUCCAGCUGCUUGCGGCGGCGGGGACUGUGCUGUCCGGGUUGUGUCUGUCGACAGGCAACGCAGCGGGCCUCGGCCUGCAACGUACAGAGGAACUCUUUGCCAGCUACAAUCAGCUCGGAGUUCCGGCUAACAGAGUAAAAUACCUCGAUGAUGCACGCUUGCAGGAUUCCAUGGACGCCAUCUGGCCCAACGACCACAUCUCGAAGCUUGUGGGUAAACACAUUGACGCCCUUUCUCGCUCGCGCCGCAUCGACGCCCUCAUCACGUUCGACAAGCAGGGCAUCUCGGGUCAUCCAAACCACGUCGCAACGUACAACGGAACCCGGGAUGCUGCCCUCGCCCGCAACUUGCCUGUGUACGUGCUGCCCUCGAUGGAGGUGUGGGAAAAGUACAGCUCGGUCCCUUUCGCUGUGUGGGAGACCAUCACCAGUCCCGGCCAUCCACCAAUCCCUCCGGCUAAUGGGGCCAAGGCAGAGUACAGGCCAGCAUCAGAAAUCCUCUUGCUCGCAACUCCAGCCCAGUAUGUCAACGCGGUGCAAGCCAUGUUCAAGCACCAGACGCAGCUUGAAUGGUUCCGAUACCUCUAUCUCAUUUUCAGCAGGUACAUGUUUUCCAACAAGCUGGUGCUUUGGACGCCUCAACUCGAUGUUGAGAUCGACGAGUGA